This is a messenger RNA of Sitophilus oryzae (rice weevil), 1374 nucleotides long. RefSeq names its product solute carrier family 35 member F6 (gene Tango9). The record is from RefSeq and is a predicted model, not a curated record. Gene Ontology annotation, cellular component: intracellular membrane-bounded organelle; Golgi membrane. NCBI's taxonomy places the organism in Eukaryota, Metazoa, Arthropoda, Insecta, Coleoptera, Curculionidae. The coding region runs from base 169 to 1311 and encodes 380 amino acids. Gene Ontology annotation, molecular function: pyrimidine nucleotide-sugar transmembrane transporter activity. The transcript has 8 exons. Gene Ontology annotation, biological process: pyrimidine nucleotide-sugar transmembrane transport.
CAAACUCUUUGUUUACGUCGUAGACGUCAAUUUAAACAUCUGUUGAUAAAAUCAGAUAAAAUCUGUUUAGUCAAGUUCACAAUUUGUGAUUCACAAGUCUAUGUGAGAUAUUUUAAAAAAAAUUUAUUAAUAUUUUUUCGUUUUCCAUUGUAACCGUAAAAUAUAAAAAUGGCUUGGACUGGUUACCAAACGUUUAUAGCUCUUUUAAUGAUUACUACUGGAAGCAUCAACACAAUCAGUACAAAAUGGGCUGAUUUGAUAAAAUCAAUUGGUCGGGAUGGCGAAGAAAAGAAUUUUGAUCACCCCUUUUUUCAAGCUAGCACUAUGUUUUUGGGCGAACUUAUGUGUCUAGUAUUAUUUAAAACUUUAUACAAGAUAUACAGUAAAAGAGCAGAUGGAACAGAAGAUGUUUCAGAGUUGACAAAGGGUAAUAGAGAUUUUAAUCCUUUCAUUUUGUUUAUUCCUGCUAUGUGUGAUAUGACAGCUACAUCUAUAAUGUACAUUGGUCUCAAUUUAACUUUUGCUUCUAGUUUUCAAAUGUUCAGAGGAUCUGUUAUUGUAUUCGUUGCAUUAUUGAGCGUAGCUUUCUUAGGGAAAAAUUUGGUUAAAAGAGAGUGGUUUGGAAUAGGUUCUGUGAUCAUAGGUUUAGCAAUUGUUGGUGUGGCAGAUUUUGUUUCUAAUGAUAAUGAUGGAUCUCAUAAUAAAAAUGAUAUAAUAACAGGCGAUAUGCUUAUUGUAAUUGCACAAAUUAUACAAGCCAUUCAAAUGGUGGUAGAAGAGAAAUUUGUUGGGGGAUUAAACAUACCUCCUUUGCAAGCUGUAGGAUGGGAAGGACUGUUUGGUUUUUUAACUCUUGGAUUUUUACAAAUCCCAUUUUAUUUUAUACGUGCUGGCCCUCCGCUAACACAGCACAAUGGGGAUCGGUUAGAAGAUGCCGUUGAUGCUUUUGUUCAAAUUGGGCACAGUUGGCAAUUAUUUAUUGCAAUUUUAGGUACUGUUAUUUCAAUUGCAUUCUUUAAUUUUGCUGGUAUAAGCGUAACAAAAGAAAUGUCAGCAACUACCAGAAUGGUUUUGGAUAGCAUUAGAACGAUUAUUAUUUGGAUGUUUAGUUUAAUGUUUUUUGAUCAAAAAUUCCACGCUUUACAGCUUCUGGGUUUUCUUCUGUUAAUUGUUGGUAUGUGUUUGUAUAAUGGAAUAACAUUUGCAUCCACCUUUAUGUCAGUUAGAUCAGCCAUUUUAAGAAGAACUAAUAGACAUAGGCUUGAUGAUGAAAGCAUAAUAAACACAAAUGCAGGCGAUACAGAGGAUUAAUGAUGUCAUACUGGUUUUAGUUUUAGUAUAGGAAAUGCCUAAAAUUAUAUAUGUUUUCUUAGA